AUGUCCGGGCGUUUUGUUCGUUCCUCCAAAUAUCGCCACGUCUUCGGGCGAUCGACGAGAAAGGAUCAAUGUUACGAUAACCUUCGAGUCUCCCGAAACGCCUGGGAUACCAACCUUCUUAAGGUCAACCCGAAACACAUUGCGGUCAAUUGGGAAGCAGGUGGUGGCGGAGCUUUUGCGAUUAUUCCUCUUGAGGAACGAGGCAAGCUCCCUGAGCGCAUCCCAUUGUGUCGAGGCCACACUGCGGUCGUUUUGGACACCGACUGGAACCCUUUCAAUGACGACCUGAUUGCCUCUGGAUCUGAUGACGGCAAGGUUUUCCUCUGGCGGGUUCCGGAGAACUUCACCGUUCGGCCUGAGGCCGAUGCCGACGACAUCAAGGAUCUCGCGCCUAUUGGCAAAUUGAGUGGUCAUCCUAAGAAGAUUGGCCACGUGCUCUUCAACCCCGCGGCAGAAAACGUGCUGGCAACGGCCUCGGGCGAUUAUACCGUGAAGAUCUGGGAUAUCGAAGCUGGCGCACCGAAGCUCACGCUGAACAUUGGCGAUAUUGUGCAGUCGCAGUCGUGGAGUGCCAACGGCUCCUUGUUGGUCACUACCUCGCGUGACAAGAAGCUCCGCAUCUGGGAUGUGCGACAGGAACGUCCGGCUCACGAGACCAAUGGCCACACCGGUGCCAAGAAUAGCCGAGCUGUGUGGCUGGGAGAGCGUGAUCGCAUUGCGACUACCGGUUUCUCCAAGAUGAGUGACCGCCAGCUGGCGCUCUGGGAUAUCCGUGCCGUGCGGGAACCCAUCAACGGUUUCAAGACCUUGGACUCCAUUUCUGGCGUGUGCAUGCCUUUCUGGGAUGAUGGAACUAACAUGCUAUACUUGGCUGGACGAGGUGACGGCAAUAUCCGAUACUUCGAGCUUGAGAACGACAAGUUCGAGUUCCUCUCUGAGCACAAGUCUGCCGACCCCCAGCGAGGAGUUGCUUUCAUGCCCAAGCGUGGCGUGAACAUGCACGAGAACGAAGUCGCUCGCGCCUACAAGACCGUCAACGAUCAAUACAUCGAACCCGUCUCAUUCAUCGUCCCCCGUCGGUCCGAAAACUUCCAGGACGACAUCUACCCGCCCGCCGCCGGAGUGACCCCCGCCAUGUCUUCGUCCGAAUGGCUGGGUGGCAAGGAGGCACUUCCUCCCAAGAUUUCCAUGGCCAGCCUAUUCGAUGGCGAGGGUAUUAAGGAGGUGUCAGGAGUGGAAGAAAAGCCGACUGGCUCCAUGGAUGCCCCUGCAUCCAAGCCCGCCGAGGCACCCAAAGCCGCUGAGACCCCCAAGACCCCUGAGCCUGCUUCCCCGAAGGCUGCCCCCGAGCCCGUCCCUGAACCUACUCCCGCUGCGCGCCCCGCCCCCUCGAUGAAGGAACAGGGUGCUUCAAUGGCCGCCAUGGUGAACAAGUUUGCCGAUGGUGAAGAGGAGGCUACCGUGUCAGACGAUGACGACUCGAGCUUCGAGGAAAUUCCCAAGCCGGUUGAGCGUCCCACUCGCCCUGCCGCUGCCGAGUCUGCUUCGCCCCGUGUCAGCAGCCCGUUGAGGCCGAAGGAGGUUGAGACAAAGCAAGCCGAGGUAAAGCAGGUCGACACAAAGCCUCAACCCACCCUAGUUUCCUCUACUGUCCCCUCACCCACUAGCGAGACCCCUUCGCCCAUCACCUCCGUCCCCAAGAACGACAUCGAAGAGAUUAAGAACCUGAUUGCCGAACAGACGAAGACGAUUGCAUCUCAGGCGCAGCAAAUGCAAACACUGACUGCUGAGAUUGAGGCAUUGAAGAGCAAGCUGAACUAA
Penicillium samsonianum is the source of this 1821-nucleotide messenger RNA. RefSeq names its product coronin. The record is from RefSeq and is a predicted model, not a curated record. Gene Ontology annotation, molecular function: actin filament binding. Gene Ontology annotation, biological process: actin filament organization. NCBI's taxonomy places the organism in Eukaryota, Fungi, Ascomycota, Eurotiomycetes, Eurotiales, Aspergillaceae. Bases 1 to 1821 code for a protein of 606 amino acids. The transcript has 9 exons.